AUGGCACGUACACCCAUUGAUGAAAGCAUGGAUUCGCACAAUAGCAAUGUAAGCUUAGAGGACGAUGAAAGCAAUAUGCGAGGGCGAUUUUUUGAACAAGGCCUUAGUGCACUCUUGUCCGACAAACACUUUUUGCUGCUCUACGUGCCAAAAAAUGGAUUCAAGAUGCGAGUGGUACGACCUACCAGUGAUCUUUACCAUCGAAAGCGUAUGGCCAAAAGAAUGGAAGAAGCUCGAGGCAUUCCAUCAUUUUAUUAUGCAUUGUCGCACCUUUGGGGUCUUUCAGAAAACAAUGUACACCUUUGGCAUGAUAUUGGCAACUACGUCGAUGAUGAAAAUGGGCAACCUGCAGCUCCUGUAUCGAUGCGACCUGAAAAACGAGAUACUUUACUUGCAUUGCUCAGAGAUCACCCUGACAGUUAUUGGUGGAUUGAUGUUUUAUGUGCACGUACCGAUACACCCUUGGAUAUUAUGGGCGAUAUCUAUGCUUGUUGCGUUGAAUGUAUAGCCAUGAUUGAUUGUGCACCUGAUUUGAUACCCCAACUCCAUACCAUGCCGUGUGUGACAAAGGGAGAUUCUAACACAGCUGGGAAGCCUUGUAGCCAAAACAACAUGCAUCAUUACGAUGAUAAAUACUCUCAGUUGAUUGAACUCUUAUCCACAUUAAUGCAAAGCCAAUGGUGGAAACGUGUCUGGACUUGGCAAGAGAUGGCUCUACCUUUUGGAGAUGUGCGUCUUGUGGCAGAAACAGAUACCACCAAACAAUUUGCAACCAACACAAUCACAGUGGAUGAUUUAGUAAGCCGCUUUCAAGCUGCAGCAUUCCAUAUCAUGGAAAUUGGUGUUUUCUCAGGCGCUGACAACAGUGAUUCCGAGAGGCGUUGUUAUGACCCAGUGGAUUAUGUCUAUGGUGUGUUGGGUAUAUUUCAAUUCAAAGUCCCAAGGAUGACCGAUCCAAAAGCCGUUUGGCAACGCUUUUUGGUUGAGCUGGAUCAUUACAUGGAAGCAACGGGUAUCAAAGGCGAAUCGUUUGGUGGUGCUGGAGGGAGAAUUACUGGCUUUUGUGACCACGCAUACCAUGUUGACUUACGGAAGGCUAAAAAGAUGGCUGAUGUAUACAGAUACCUUCUAGAAGCUAGCACGUGUUAUGCCCAUCGGCAGAUCAAAGACUUGGAUGAGAGUAAUACGCUUGCCUAUAGCUGCAACUGCGACAUCCGUUGUCCAUCAUUAUCCAGCACCACUGCCACUCUCUACGUACUCUUAAUAGCCGAAUGUCUUCCACGCAUUGGAACUUUGUGGGAGCGGGGCAAUGUCAACAAGAUCAUGGCUAUGCUCCAUACACACUACACAGUAUUGGCUUUCGUUUCGAGCUACAACAUGCGAUGGCAACAGGAGAAACAUCCCAACAUUGAAGCACCAAGCACCAUGUCGCUCAAAGUGAUUCGCUCCAGGGAUCGAUUGUUGAAAUUCCUAGCAACUGCCGAAUGGAUGGCUUCAACCAGUGAGCACGUGGAGAUCAUAUUGAUUGGAUAUGGUGAUGGCAAUUACGAUGGUUGCUUGGAUACCGGCUCAGUUCAAAGAGGUGCAUAA
Lichtheimia ornata is the source of this 1590-nucleotide messenger RNA. RefSeq lists its product as uncharacterized. NCBI's taxonomy places the organism in Eukaryota, Fungi, Mucoromycota, Mucoromycetes, Mucorales, Lichtheimiaceae. The record is from RefSeq and is a predicted model, not a curated record. The transcript has 6 exons. The coding region runs from base 1 to 1590 and encodes 529 amino acids.